Molecule: messenger RNA, 345 nt
Organism: Hyaloperonospora brassicae
Lineage: Eukaryota; Oomycota; Peronosporomycetes; Peronosporales; Peronosporaceae
Source: the annotation of a GenBank genome assembly
AUGAUCAAGCGUUCGAUCUUCGCUGCACUGCUUCUCGUCCUGCUUGGAGUUGCCACCUGCGCCUUUGCGAGCACGGAGUCCGCUAACGAGCUGGAGCAGCUUCCGUCUGGCGUCGAUCUGGUCGGCGACCAGGAACCAAUCGCUGACACGACUCCUGAAUCGAGCACGGAAGAGUUCAUCGGACGUCGCGCUCGCUUCUUUCGCCACCGAUUCCGAUUUCCGUUCGGUGGUGGAUUUCGGUACGGAUGGCGGUACCCACUCGGCUACUGGAACACGAUCGGUCGCCCCAUUUACGGUCCGAGAUGUGUGUUUGGCCGUCCUUUCGGAGGUUUCUUCUACUGCUAA